This is a messenger RNA of Galendromus occidentalis (western predatory mite), 1704 nucleotides long. It is a transcript of the gene Syn1, whose product is annotated as Syntrophin-like 1. Lineage: Eukaryota; Metazoa; Arthropoda; Arachnida; Mesostigmata; Phytoseiidae. The transcript has 9 exons. The record is from RefSeq and is a predicted model, not a curated record. Bases 40 to 1638 code for a protein of 532 amino acids. Gene Ontology annotation, cellular component: intracellular anatomical structure; dystrophin-associated glycoprotein complex. Gene Ontology annotation, molecular function: protein binding; structural molecule activity.
UGCCAGUGCGGCUGGUAGUGGCCUCUCACGCGAGGCCAAAUGGCUCGGAAAGUCGGUGUUGUUGAACUCAGAGUUCGUUCCAAAUGGUACAAACUCAUCGCAAGUCUCGAAGAGGAUGCUAUUGUGGUCAGCAUCGACGAAAACAACUUCGACACACAUCAGUCAGCCAACAACAGCGAUGUCAACUCGAACGUUGUGCCUGGACCUGGACGGAUCGACCACGAUUCGCCCGAUGGGAGAGCCAACAUUCCCGAAUCUCUGGCGAACAUCAAGAGGAAAGUUCGGAUAGAGAAAACACACUCGGCCGGGCUCGGCAUAUCCAUCAAAGGAGGAAAGGAUAAUAUGAUGCCGAUAAUCAUUUCCAAAAUAUUCAAGGGCCAAGCGGCGGAUCUCACCGAACAGCUUUACGUCGGCGAUGCGAUUCUCAGCGUCAAUGGCGAGAAUCUGCGCGAUGCAACGCACGAGGAAGCUGUCAAAGCUUUGAAGAGAGCCGGCAAAAUAGUGGACGUUGAAGUGAAAUACGUUAAAGAAGUCACCCCGUACUUCCGGAAAGUAUCGAUUCUGUCUGAAAUCGGCUGGGAGUUGGACUCAGACCUGCUUGUGAAGUCGGUGCCGUCGACGCACUCCAACACUUCGAGACGGAUACCGCUCCUGCUGGCCCUUGUCACGAGAGGACACUCGGAACCUGACAGUGCCAAUCGAAUCAUCGAAAUUCAUUCGCCGGACCGUAGGCAGAGCUGUAUAAUUCGUUGCCUUGAUUCGAAUCAAGCGUCCCUGUGGCUGAGAGCUAUCAACGCGGUCACCAACGAACUCAACUCGCACGCGCUGAGAGACACGAACGAAGCUAUCGGUGACGUGCUCGAUUCGGCACCAAUAGAGCAUUUCGGUUGGCUGUGCGAACAGGAUCCUCUCGCUGCUGCAGAUCGCAUGUGGGCGCCGGUCUUCGUCGCGAUUACGCAGAACGAUCUACUCUUCUAUGACAUUGUCCCGUGGACUCGAGAAGCUUGGGCUGUGCCUGUCACGAGUGAACCUCUCUACGUAUUGCGGGUGGUCGCCAGUAGUUUAGAGAGGCCGGGUUCACGAGCAGGAUCAACUCAAUCACUUUCAAGAGGUUCCCUGGGGCGCCAUUCUGUGAGCAGUCUCCACAGCCGUAGUCUUGAGAGCAACGGAACAUCGACCGAAAGUUUUUGCAAGUUCUCAGUGAGGGUAGGGACAUCGAAAGGGGUGGAGGUUCGGAUUUUCCGCACCGAAACAGCGUCAUCGAGAGCUUCGUGGGUUCGUGGCAUCGUGAGCGGCUCUCACAACUGUGUCGCGCGUCAAAAAAUAGUCAAAUUCGAGUGCAAGGUUGGGAGCGGCAGCAUGAACAUGAGUUGCAUGCUGAGCAUUCAUCAUGAAGAUGGUCUGAGUCUCGAACGGUUAGGACGUCCUAGGUCCCAGGAACCGGACGGUCCCCUAUGGGCUCACCCCUUCGAACAAAUCGAGAAGUCGGCAGAUGAUAAUAAACGAUUGCUUUACAUAAAAUUCAAAGGAGAAGACAUUCCUCGAGAGCUCGAUAUGAUGGGCUCGCCAAAGCCAGCAGUCUUCGCCCUUCAAUCCUUCCUUUCGGCCAAACUCACCCGCUUAGGACUCAUGGCCUGAGCAACAUCCUAGAUCAGUUCAUGGAGCAUCUCAUGAGCCGGAGCUCCUCCGCUUCUCGCGGAAGUU